AUGGUGUUCUUUCGCAUGAAGAUUGAAGAAUCCCUGAACUCCAAGCCACACACAUCAUGGGUAUCCAUCUACCUCUCGUGUAUCAUCAUCGGCUUCGGAGGGCUGAACAUGACGAUAUUUGCGACAAGUUUAUGGCCCUACACUACUUGGGUGACAAAGCAAGCCGAUGUCGCAUGGCUUGGCUACGCUUUGGCCGGGACGAGUUUGGGAUCAAUUUUGGCCGACCCCCUCUUCGGCUGGUGGCAACAGAAAACUAACUCGAAACCACCUUUGCUUUUUGGGUUUGCUAUAACGUUAAUAGGAAAUCUAAUGUACGCUCUACUACCAAUCUUCCCUGAAGCAGCCAUCCUCUACGUGUUGGUCAUCUCCAGGAUAUGUCUCGGGUUUUCUUCAUCCGCCAUCGGUCUCCUUCGUACCUUCGUGUCAAUGAAUACCCUCGAAAAAGAUCGUCUUCUCGGAACGGCUGCUCUAUCUAUUGGCCUUACUCUUGGAUUAUCGCUAGGCCCAGUUGUACAGAUGGCCUGCAUCCCAAUUGGUGAAAAGGGAAUCACAAUCCUCGGCAUCAUCAUCAAUCAAUAUACCGUACCCGGGAUUCUAAUGUCUAUUUUGUGCCUUAUCAACCUCUUCAUCGUCUACUUCUUUUUGAAGGAAAACUUUGUCGGGUUUGCGGCGGAAAUUGAUGAGCAGGGCGAGAAGAAAGAAGCAGCUAAACUUCCACCGUACGAUAAAGUCGCGCUGGGAGUGCUGUUUUAUAUUUGGUGCCUGAUGAUGACGGCUUCUGCUUCGGAAUAUACGAUCGCAGCCCCUCUAACGAUGGCAAUGUAUGGAUGGAAUAGUCAUGAAGUCAUCACAAAACAUGGUAUCCUCCAAAGUGUUCAGUGUGUAUUCUCCGCCAUCGCCUCAAUAUUGCUGAUCAAGACACGGAUUAAGAAGAUUGACAACCGUAUCCAGCUCUCGUUCGCGCUAUGUCUCUUCAUCUUCGCCAGUCUCUCCCUAUUCCCGUGGCCAUUUUUCGAGAAAGCUGUUGACUACCCAUUACAAGACGGACAAAGCCCACCACAAUGCGAUGCCGACUGCCUGAAGAGAAAAGCUCCAAUGUGGCUGUACUUCUUCUCACUCGCUUUCUGCUAUGGUCCCGCUGCGGCUAUCGGAGUAGCUGUAACAAAUACCCUCGCCACGCUGGUGAUUGGGCCAAGGAAACAGGCCCUUAUCCAAGGCUGGAUGACCGCGGCCGGAAGUUUGUCGUCAUUUCUGUGGCCGCUCGGAGCAACAGAAGCGUUCAAAAUGGAUGGGAUGAUGACGAUAUCACUAGCAAAUACCGCAUUCUACCUUCUCGGUCUGCUAUUGAUCAUCAUUUUCCGGAAACGUCUCGUCCCGUUGAUAACCAAC
Messenger RNA from Mesorhabditis spiculigera, 1389 nucleotides. The record is from the annotation of a GenBank genome assembly. Lineage: Eukaryota; Metazoa; Nematoda; Chromadorea; Rhabditida; Rhabditidae.